Cucurbita pepo subsp. pepo (vegetable marrow) is the source of this 1359-nucleotide messenger RNA. Its product is annotated as putative GPI-anchored protein At4g28100. Lineage: Eukaryota; Viridiplantae; Streptophyta; Magnoliopsida; Cucurbitales; Cucurbitaceae. The record is from RefSeq and is a predicted model, not a curated record.
UGCAAAAUAAUUGAGGGAAAUUCAUAUAUAGACCAUAAUACUAUGAUACAACGUAAAAAAACCCAACCAGAUUUCCCUGUCUCUUUCAUUUCCAUCACUCGCCAUUGUUCUUCUCUUCUUUUUCUUUGGAGAAUAUUUCAGAAUCUUCUCCCGUUUUAAUCAUGUUUUUCUUGAUUACCAUAAAGGGGUUUAACAAAAUGCCUUCUUUUACCUUUCUCUUUAUUUCUUUCGUUUUAUUAUGCCUUAAUUUUCAUUUCACUUCAGCUGGUUUCCUCGUCGAACCAGUUUCCGGCCAAAGCCAACCGCUAAAUCCCGGCGAAUAUUCCUCCCCCAACACCGUUCCUGCAUUUCCCGUUCAAACCCAGAUGCAAAUUUGCCACCUCGAUCUUUCCGACGAGCUUUUCGGCGGCGUUAGAGAGGCUUGCGGUCGGAAUCUCGACCGGAGUCGAUGCUGUCCUGUUCUGGCCGCGUGGCUUUUCGCCGCUCAUGCACGUGCCGCCCUUAAAAUUACUGCUUCGACCUCGACGCCGGAAGCAGCCGGAGACCUCCCCAUGAUGCCGGACGACUCACAGAAAUGCGUCAACUCGUUGCAAACCUCACUCUUGAGUAGAAACAUUAAGAUUCCGCAGCCGAAUGCGAGCUGCGACGCCGUUUUAUGCUUUUGUGGGAUUCGGCUUCAUCAAAUUAGUUCGUUGUCUUGUCCCGCCGCCUUCAAUGUCUCUGGCGGCGGUGGUAGCGGUUACCGUAACGCCACUCCGACGGCCGCCGUUCGUAAUCUUGAAAAGAGUUGCCGGAACUCCUCGUAUUCCGGUUGCACCAAAUGCCUUGGCGCCCUUCAAAAGGUUACGGGAACGAAGAAGAACGCCAGCAACGAUAGGGCCAGUAAAAUGUUCAACAGAGACUGCCAACUCAUGGGUCUGACGUGGCUAUUGGCUCGGAACAAAACGACGUACAUUCCCACCGUUUCGGCCGUACUCCGAGCCAUCAUGUACAGCGCUCACCCUCCGCACCAAUCUACGUGUAGUCCGGACCAAGAGAACAUGCCGCUGGCCGUCGAUUCGUUGCAGAUGGAAAAGGCGCAGUCGUCAUCGCCACCGUCCAUUUCUCUGAUUCCGAUUAUACCCCUACUGAUUUCUGUUUAUUGGGUUGCUUGGUAGUGGCGAUAGGGGAUCAUUACCGGUUGGAAUCUGUUUGUUUUGUUAUUUUUGGAGGAAGAAAGGAGGGGAUGCCCUUGUCGGGGUCACGUGAUGCUAGUAGACAAAAAGAGCGAUGAUUGAGGGGCUUUUUUGUCUUUUCGCCACACUGUAAAUGUCAAAUCUGGGUUGUUUUCUUUUUCUGAUCAGAUGCCCAUUUUCUCUC